AGAAAUUAUAUAUAUAUAUCGCCCCACCAAAUUUUCUUUUCAUUUAUAUAUUUAUCAUUAUUCAUUAUCAUUAUCAUCGGCGAUUUGACCGGCGGUGAGCUUACGACGACCGUAAUCGGCAACGGCGGAAUCUACGGAGGCGGAGAAUAAUUAGAUAUGGCGGAGGAUAAGUAUAAUCUGAAGAAUCCAGCGGUGAAGAGAAUAUUACAGGAAGUUAAAGAAAUGCAAUCUAAUCCUUCUGAUGAUUUCAUGAGUCUUCCUCUUGAGGAGAACAUAUUUGAAUGGCAAUUUGCAAUCAGGGGUCCGCGAGAUUCUGAGUUUGAAGGGGGUAUUUAUCAUGGACGAAUCCAGUUGCCCGCUGAAUAUCCUUUCAAGCCUCCUUCUUUCAUGCUUUUGACACCUAAUGGACGUUUUGAAACCCAGACCAAGAUAUGUUUGAGUAUUUCUAAUCAUCAUCCUGAGCACUGGCAACCGUCAUGGAGUGUUCGCACGGCGCUGGUAGCCCUGAUCGCAUUUAUGCCUACCAACCCAAAUGGUGCCCUUGGAUCACUUGAAUAUACAAAGGAAGAAAGGCGUGUUUUAGCUAUUAAAUCUCGUGAUGUGGCUCCAAAAUAUGGGACUCCUGAGCGUCAGAAGCUGAUUGAUGAGAUACAUGAAUACAUGCUAAGCAAAGCACCCCCAGUUCCUCAAGCUACUCCCUCACCAGCUCCCGAAGAACAGAACAGUAAUAGAGAGGACGAGGCUCAAGCCCAAGCGAGUCCUGAGAAGCCCACCGAUGAAGCUGCUGAAGAAACCCAUCCUAAUCCAUCCGUUGCUGACACCACUACUGAAGAGAGACGCGAAUUGGCUUUAGAUGCUGCUGAUCCUGUACCGGCCCCUGUACAAGCCCCUAUAGAGCCCCCUGCUUUACGGCGUAAUGAGCAUCGGAUAAUGCGCACACCUCAACAGACCAUUCCGAGGCAAGCUGAUGACCGUCUAUUCACAUGGGCAGCGGUUGUACUUACAAUUGCAAUACUCGCACUUCUGUUGAAGAAAUUCAUGAAAGCUAACGGCCACGGCGCUGUCUUCAUGGAUGAAUCGUAAAUCCACCAGGCAGUAAAUAUGGAGUUCAACACAGCAAUAUAUCUGGCAAUUUACUUCACCUUCAGCCAACUUAUGCCGAAACAAAUGUAGUAUAUUUAUCCUUUUGCAAUUGUGACAUCGAUUAUAAAAGAUUGUCCGAUGAGUAAACAUGAUUUACCAUAUGUUAUUUUAAUAGUUCUCUUGUAUAGAUAAAAAAACAUUUCUUUUUAUGAGAUGUGUAGAAGUUAAGAUGAACCAAAGAAAUUCAGUUUGAUAUUGGCUGGUUUCUAUGUACACUGUUCAAGUGAAAGUCUAAUACAGUCGGAUCUCUCUGCAACACCUUACUAAGAUGGUCAAGUUUUCUUUUGAA
Molecule: messenger RNA, 1432 nt
Organism: Capsicum annuum
Lineage: Eukaryota; Viridiplantae; Streptophyta; Magnoliopsida; Solanales; Solanaceae
Product: ubiquitin-conjugating enzyme E2 32
Exons: 5
Coding region: 157-1083 (308 amino acids)
Source: RefSeq, a predicted model, not a curated record